This is a messenger RNA of Chlamydomonas reinhardtii, 1799 nucleotides long. RefSeq lists its product as uncharacterized. Gene Ontology annotation, cellular component: cytoplasm; mitochondrial inner membrane. Lineage: Eukaryota; Viridiplantae; Chlorophyta; Chlorophyceae; Chlamydomonadales; Chlamydomonadaceae. The coding region runs from base 263 to 1510 and encodes 415 amino acids. The transcript has 11 exons. Gene Ontology annotation, biological process: 'de novo' pyrimidine nucleobase biosynthetic process; pyrimidine ribonucleotide biosynthetic process. The record is from RefSeq and is a predicted model, not a curated record. Gene Ontology annotation, molecular function: dihydroorotate dehydrogenase activity.
UUUCUUGCUUGCACGGCUGCAAUAAUGGGAAAACAGCCAACCUGGCUGCUUCAUCCGCACAACCGUAUUUAGGGCUGUUAACCCCAUCUGCGAGCAUUGAAAACAGAUUGGUACUUGAUAUUCUUAACGUUGUUAGUUGCUAUCGCGUUUUGCAUUUGAUUGUCAAAACUACGCGGCGCUCGCCGACACAGCACCGAUUUGUAGUUCGACAACAGGAAUUGAAGUGCGACUACAAUCAACGACCAUUUGAAAGGAUUAGCAAAUGCUCAAGCGGGCUGUGCUUUUGGGUGCGGCGGCUGCCGGUGGUGCAGCUGCGUACUACUACACGGCCGAUAUUGAUACGCAAAUGGAGAUGGCCAGCGCGACUGGGCCUCUGGUGCGCAUGCUGGACCCUGAGCUCAGCCACAUCAUCGGAAUCCAGGCGGCAGCUCGCCGCCUCCUGCCGCGGGACACGAGGCCCGACCCGCCUGCACUCCACACAAAAGUGUUUGGCCUUGACUUUCCAAACCCAAUCGGUCUUGCUGCGGGCUUCGACAAGAACGCGGAGGCGGUGGCCGGACUCAUGGGGCUGGGCUUCGGCUUUGUGGAAGUUGGCUCAAUCACACCCAAGCCCCAGCCUGGCAACCCGACACCACGUGUUUUCCGCAUACCCGAGCUCAAGGCCACCAUCAACCGCUACGGGUUCAACAACCUGGGCGCGGACGCGGUGCAGGACCACCUGCUGGCCUUUGAGGCGGCGGCGGAGAAGGACCCGGCGCUCAAGCGCGGACCCCUGGGCGUGAACCUGGGCAAGAACAAGAACAGCAAGGACGCGGCGCUGGACUACUGCAUCGGCCUCACCAAGCUGGCCACACACGCCGACUACCUGGUCGUGAACGUUUCCAGUCCCAACACUCCCGGACUUCGUGCGCUGCAGGGUCGCAAGGAGCUGGAGGCGCUAGUGAAUCAGGUCAAGGGCACCCGUGAUCGCAUGGUAUGGGGCCAGUCGGGCCCUCCCCCGCUGCUGAUCAAGGUGGCCCCCGACCUGAACGAGCUCGACAAGCGCGACAUCGCGGCGGUGGCGCUGGCGUGCGGCGUGGAUGGACUUAUCAUCAGCAACACCACCAUCCAGCGACCCGGUGAGGUGGCCAACUACCCCGCCGCCCAAGAGGCCGGUGGACUGAGCGGGCCGCCGCUGUUCGCCAUGAGCACCGGCGUGCUGUCUGACAUGUACCGCCUCACCGGGGGCCGCCUGCCGCUAGUGGGCUGCGGCGGCGUGGCCAGCGGCGAAGACGCAUACAAGAAGAUUCGCGCAGGUGCCAGCCUGGUGCAGCUGUACACGGUGUUCGCAUACGAGGGGCCCGCGCUCAUCCCGCGCAUCAAGCGGGAGCUGGCCGAGUGCCUGAAGCGGGACGGCUUCACAAGUGUAGCGGACGCAGUGGGCGCCGACCAUCCCGACAUACGCCGUCACAACAGCAGCGGCAAGAGUUCGGCAGCGCAGGCCGGCAGCAAGAAGGGAUGGCUGUGGUGAAGCGGCCUGGAUGGAGCAGUUGUAGUACCGGCGUAGGGGAGCAGCUUGCACGAGCAAUAGUGUUGAAAGCCGCUGUGUGGGGGGGGUAGGGGUGUAGCUGUGGCGAGCAAGCGUAAAGCGCUGCAUAUGUUUGUAUGGGGGCGAGCACAUCCACGUGACGUCAAUCAGGCAAGCGCUCCCUUUCUUGCGGGUUGUUGAGGUACGGAAUGCCAUAUAAGGAGGUCGCACACGUACAGCUUUCACACUUUACAUGGCAAGCUAAAGUCCACACCUGCAAAAUGCAGAAAUG